Molecule: messenger RNA, 1365 nt
Organism: Ostreococcus tauri
Lineage: Eukaryota; Viridiplantae; Chlorophyta; Mamiellophyceae; Mamiellales; Bathycoccaceae
Product: Protein of unknown function DUF544
Exons: 1
Coding region: 1-1365 (454 amino acids)
Biological process (GO): protein K48-linked deubiquitination
Cellular component (GO): cell periphery; cytosol
Molecular function (GO): cysteine-type carboxypeptidase activity; cysteine-type deubiquitinase activity; K48-linked deubiquitinase activity
Source: RefSeq, a predicted model, not a curated record
AUGACGGAGCACUUCUUCGCGAGCAAGCGGAUGGAGACGCUCUAUCCGCUCCCGCGGUCGACGGCGAUCGUGACGCAGAGCGAGAACGGGCCGUGUCCGCUCCUGGCGGUCGUGAACGCGCUGUUGCUCUCGAGUGAAAUCGAGCCGAGCGAUCUGAAUCGACCCGGUGUCGGCGACGUCGGCGGUUGCACGACCGAAGGUUUGACGCGGUGCUUGUUCGACGUUAUCGACGCACGUCUGCGACGUCGGAGCGAGAACGCGAGCGAUGAGGUGCGAAUGAGCGCGGAGAUGGCGGCGGCGGAGGCGAAGAGCGCGACGAGCGACGCCGCGCGCGGACUGGACGUGAACGUUCGAUUCGAUGAUUGCGAGCGGUUCGAGUUCACGAGAGAGAUGAGUUUUUUCGAUGCGUGCGGGACGCGGGUGAUGCACGGAUGGGUGGUCGGCGAGGGCGAGCACGGCGGCGAGUCGGUUGACGCCGUGGGCAGAGAUGGAUAUAACCGUUUGACGGAGCGGUUGAUCGAGCUUCGGACGACGGUGAUGGAGAGCGAUACGGCGGAUGUUUCGGCGCAGGAUGAGGCAAAAAUUCCAUCGGAAGUGGUCGAGGCGAACGUCGAGCGGGCGGGGGACAGAGAGGAGCGGGAACUGUUGGAGCACGCGAUGAAGCUGUCGCUCGAGCCCGAGAAAUCCGCGCGAGACGAGGCGUUGGCGAGAGCGAUGCGCGAGGCGGAUCUCAUCGAGGAUUUUUUGAACACCACGGCGAGUCAGCUCACGUCCACCGGGUUGGCGCAGAUGCGAGAUCGGAUAAACGAGCGCGAGUACGUGGUAUGGUUUCGGAACAACCACUUUAGCGUCGUAACCAAGCUCGACGGGCAGCUCUAUGCGCUCGUCACCGAUCAAGGGUACUUGCACGAACCCGACGUGGUUUGGGAAGGUUUAGGCGGCGCUAAAGAUGGGAUGUUUUUCACGUCCAAGUUCGAACCGUUCGUGCCGCACGCCGAAUCGGGGCCCGAGGCGAUGACGGCAACGAGCGCUUCGAGCGCAAGCAGUCCGAUCCCGGACGCGUUCCUCCGCGCGUCCAGCGCUGGCACGGGCGAAUCGACGACGAAUGCGUUCGAGCCCGACGUCGAGAAAUCCGAUCACGCCCUCGCUCUGGAGCUUCAGGCCCAGUACGAGGCAGAAGAUCGACUCCGCGCCGAGCGCGAGCGCCGCCGAGCGAGCGAGCGAAGCGCUCCGCCGACCGUUCCGUACGCCGAUCAGAGCCGACCGUCGUCCUCGACGUCCACCAUCGGCGCGCGCAAAACGGCAUCAAGGAAGAAACCGUCGUCGUCCAAGAGCGCGCUCGACUCAUCCUGCGUCGUCAUGUAG